AUGACAAAUGCGUAAAUGAAGCGCGACAAACACCAACAGACUUGUGUAAGUGUCCGAGCACAGCAGGAAGAGAGUCGUCGUGUUGCUCCAGACAUGGCUGUCGUGCGGUUAUGUGCUUCAGGCAGCAGACAUGUAACGCUGCUUUCUCAGAGUCUAGCGGCGGAAUGUGUCUUUAACGCCACAGGGAGUCCACGGGCAGCCAGCGGAGCGGUGAAGGACGCGGAGCCGCUGAAGAAAGCUAAAACCCCGCAGGGGCGGUUUGACAGCCCCGAGGAGAAGCGCAAAGAUGUUCUGGAAAAGUUCCCUGAUGACGUGAACCCUGCAACCCAAGAGAAGGGAGGUCCUCGGGGGCCAGAGCCCACCCGCUAUGGAGACUGGGAGAGAAAGGGCCGCUGUGUCGACUUCUAGUUCAUUACCCAGAAAUCUGACAUAUCACACCUGUAUUAUGGAGAUGUAUAGUCAGCAUCGCUUUUUAAAACCAUUGAUUGUUUUUGCUGUACACUCAGAAGUCUGAGCUUCUGAUCAGAAGGUGAGAAUAAGGCAAAGAUACAAACUGUUUCUGACUGAUUGUAUUAAUACUUACAGUGUGGACAGAUUAACUCAGUAAAAGACUAGUUUUACUUAUGUGUACCUGAAGUGUAUCAUGGCUGUUCAUGUUGUGCAUUUUGUUCAAGGGGUCAUGCUCAAAAAACAAAAUGUCAUCAGAAAUCAGUGGAAUACGUGAAGCUCCAAGACACGCUGCUGGUGUUUUGUUGCAGGUGAGAGGGAGCCGUGGGUCGGAGUGCUGCUCCUGUAAGCUCACUGUGUCCGCAGGUAUCAAUGUUAAGAUCAAUAAAAGGAAAGAUGAUUCUCUGUA
Siniperca chuatsi (mandarin fish) is the source of this 856-nucleotide messenger RNA. It is a transcript of the gene sdhaf4, whose product is annotated as succinate dehydrogenase complex assembly factor 4. Gene Ontology annotation, biological process: mitochondrial respiratory chain complex II assembly. The coding region runs from base 16 to 408 and encodes 130 amino acids. Lineage: Eukaryota; Metazoa; Chordata; Actinopteri; Centrarchiformes; Sinipercidae. The record is from RefSeq and is a predicted model, not a curated record. Gene Ontology annotation, cellular component: mitochondrion. The transcript is spliced from 3 exons.